This is a messenger RNA of Sinocyclocheilus grahami, 522 nucleotides long. RefSeq names its product ovarian aromatase-like. The transcript is spliced from 4 exons. The record is from RefSeq and is a predicted model, not a curated record. Gene Ontology annotation, molecular function: iron ion binding; oxidoreductase activity, acting on paired donors, with incorporation or reduction of molecular oxygen; heme binding. NCBI's taxonomy places the organism in Eukaryota, Metazoa, Chordata, Actinopteri, Cypriniformes, Cyprinidae. The coding region runs from base 1 to 516 and encodes 171 amino acids.
AUGUUUGACAGUCCCCACAAUUCCCUUCCUUGUGGCUUCCUGAUCAAUGGUGAGGAAACUGUCAUCUUGAGCAGGUCAUCUGCUGUGUAUCAUGUGUUGAGGAAAUCACUGUACACCUCACGAUUUGGGAGCAAACUGGGUCUGCAGUGUAUCGGAAUGCAUGAACAGGGCAUUAUAUUCAACUCAAAUGUGGCAUUCUGGAAGAAAGUCUUUUUAAUAUCUCUAACAGGUCCAGGGCUUCAGAGAACUUUGGAUAUUUGCAUCACUUCCACAAACACACACCUGGAUAAUCUGUCACACCUGAUGGAUGCUCGGGGACAGGUGGAUAUCCUCAACUUACUGCGGUGCAUUGUAGUGGACAUUUCCAACAGACUGUUUCUAGGAGUCCCUCUCAAUGAGCAUGAUCUGCUUCAGAAGUUUCAUAAAUAUUUUGACACCUGGCAGACAGUAUUAAUCAAACCUGAUGUGUACUUCAGACUGGCCUGGUUGCACAGGAAGCACAAGAGAGACGUAUGAGUUCAU